CUGAAGAAAAUAGUAUGGUCUCAAAACGAAACGGACAAACUAUAGUAUCGUCACUAGACUACCAGCCAAAAGACAAAAAUCGUAAACAUGUCUUUCGUCCCAGUACUUUGGAACCGCAACAGUCAAAGACAGAAUGAUUCAGAUGACAUGUUCAGCUUCUUGGAUGACUGGAGCCCCCUUAGUUGGGGGUAUGGUCGCCCCAUGAUGGCUAUGCAGAGAAGACGCAGACCUGAAAAUUCACUUGCGGAUAGAAAAUGGACAUACAGCGUGAAGAUUGGAGACUUCAAUGCAGAACAUGUCAAAGUGAAAGUAGACGACGGUAAAGUAAUAAUUCAUGCUAAGUACACAGAUGGUAAUGAUGAAUGGGGAGAUACCGUCGAGCGCACAAGGACAGUCCAGAUUCCAGAGAAUGUCGAUGCUGAAAAAAUUCACAGCUUCAUGAAAUCUGAUGGAACUAUGAUGUUAGAAGCGCCGUACCGUCUGUCAGAGGAGAAGCAACUCCAAGUUGUCCCACAAGAAGGUCGGGCCUUGGUGUCCAGUGACAGCCACAACAAUUUGAUGACAUUCAGUGUCGACAACUAUCGACCAGAGGAGGUAAAAGUUACAUGCAAAGAUGGUAUGUUGACAGCCCAAGGAGAAAGACAGAGGUCUGAGGAUGGUCAUGAAAUUCGUGAGUCGUUCUUUCGUCAGAUGACAGUUCCCCGGUCUGUGGAUGGGAAGAACAUCCAAUGUUUUAGAGAUGAUAAAGGCAAUCUUACUAUCCGUGCACCAAUGGCUGAAGAUGUUGAAAUGGAACAAGCCAAAAAGUAGAUACAGGAUGACUUUUUAGUUAUAUUUUCAAUUUGUCAUAUAUUGCUGACUAUAGACAUUUGACCAUAUGUUUUUUACUUUAUCAUUUGAUUUGUGUUCAUUGUUAUUGUUUUUGAAUUAUGUUUGGAUGAUUGUGUUAUUUUUUUAGUGAACUAAUGAUUAAAUGAUGCAUACUUUCAGUUCUACAAAAAAGGAAAAUAACACUUAAGAUUUUUUUGGUAACUAGAAACAAGAUUUUGACAAAGCUUGUUUAACAAUCAUGUGUAUUCUGUAAAUGCACAAUUAUUUCAGUAUUUGUAGUGGAACAAUCAUUGAAUUUUUGUAAUUGAACAAUCAUUGAAUAUGGCAUAAUUUUAGUUCAAUUUAAAAAAGAGAACAUACAUGUUACUUUAUUUACUUUGUUGUUGUCAGAGAUAGACAUUAAAUAUCAUUUAUACAA
This is a messenger RNA of Mytilus trossulus (common blue mussel), 1249 nucleotides long. RefSeq names its product major egg antigen-like. NCBI's taxonomy places the organism in Eukaryota, Metazoa, Mollusca, Bivalvia, Mytilida, Mytilidae. The record is from RefSeq and is a predicted model, not a curated record. The transcript has 2 exons. Gene Ontology annotation, cellular component: cytoplasm; nucleus. Gene Ontology annotation, biological process: response to heat; protein refolding. The coding region runs from base 88 to 810 and encodes 240 amino acids.